Molecule: messenger RNA, 2363 nt
Organism: Nomia melanderi (Alkali bee)
Lineage: Eukaryota; Metazoa; Arthropoda; Insecta; Hymenoptera; Halictidae
Product: prohormone-1
Source: RefSeq, a predicted model, not a curated record
UAAAGUGGUCGCGUGCUUGCAAGCUCAGUCACUCUGUCCCGUGGAGGCACCGAUCCUUGCAGCCGCCCCGCGAAAAACAACGCGACUCAGCCGAGACACCAGCCCCCUGGCCCUCCGUCGCUGCGCACGAGAUUAAAAGGAUCAUGUCGUCGCUACGAGUCGCCGUUCUCAUCGCCGCGGUCCUGGUGGUGCUGAUCGACUGGUCCUCGGCGCUUCCAACCGCCGAUAAAGAUCGACUCUUGAACGAGGUAGACCUGGUGGACGACGACGGCAGCAUGGAGACGGCCCUGAUCAAUUACCUGUUCACGAGAUCGCAGAUCGUGAAACGGCUCCGCAGCCAGCUGGACAACGGCGAGCUGCAGCGCAAACGCAGCUACUGGAAGCAGUGCGCGUUCAACGCGGUCUCCUGCUUCGGCAAAUAGACCGCCACCCCCAUAGGACACGGCAAAAGCUUCCUAUCUCUCUCUCUUUUCCCUCUGAACUCUCCGUCUGUCCCUCCCCCGGCCCGGCCAGCCAGCUUCCGACGUCCGUUUCCGGCCGACUUGCAUCGCGACUCCCCCGGUCGAUUUGUUUUCGUUCUUUAACCUGUUUACCGACCGACUUUCUUGUCGCUUGAAAGCUCGUUGACAUCUCGCUGCGAAAUCGCAGAGAGUAACGAUGCCGGAAGUGAAUUGCGUUGCGAAAAACGGUGGAUUUUAUGUUGCGAUAGAGAAACGGGUUGUUAAGAUCCUUAACCAGUUAAGUGUGGAGUUUAGUUUGAAAAAUUCAUUGCGCGCGAUGAAAUCGAAUGAAGCGUAUACUUGUUAAAUGCAGGCGAGAUGCACUUGAAAUGUAUCCUAAAACACUAAAGUGAAACGGAGAAGAAUUACAUGUUUGUCUUGGAAAAUAAAUAAUCCAUCGUUGAACAAGUUGGCACCGUUAAGCGCCAGUACUCGUCGAACACAGUUAACACUUUGACUGCACGUCACCCGAAUUCGGGUGACAUAUUUUACAGAAACGUGGACAUUUCUUUCGUGACGUAUCGAACGAACCGAAUUUUGUUGGACAUAUGAGAUGUAAGAAAGAUAAUGGAGCAAUUAUUAAGAAGAAUCUUGAUUUCCCAGUUUCUGGUUGAUAGAGAAAACCGUUUCGAGUACAUGGGAGUUUUGAUAAGUGUUUACGUGGCAGUCAAUGUGUUAACUGAUUGAGGGGAGGUGUGUUUGCUCGAGUUCUGUUUUGUUGAGUUACUUCGAGAAAUGAUUGUUUUAGAGAUCCAUUGUUUCGAUCGCUAGAUUUGUUAUCGUGCUGACGGAAGGCAAUUGAUGCUCGGAUAUCGAGGAAUUCGGAUCGAUAGCUUGAAAUUUGAUGAUGAAAGUAUGAAAUCAAUUCAGUGAAUCGACUUUGAGAAAUGCUUGUUUUAGAGAUCCAUUGUUUCGAUCGCUAGAUUUGUUAUCGUGCUGACGGAAGGCAAUUGAUGCUCGGAUAUCGAGGAAUUCGGAUCGAUAGCUUGAAAUUUGAUGAUGAAGAUAUGGAAUUAUUUCAGUGAAUCGACUUCGAGAAACGCUUGUUUUAGAGAUCUAUUGUUUCGAUCACUUGUUAUCGUGCUGACGGAAGGCAAUUGAUGCUCGGAUAUUGUAGAAUUCGGAUCGAUAGCUUCAAAUUUGCAGAUGAAAGUAUGAAAUGAAUUCAGUGAAUCGACUUUGGUAGUUUUUGGAAAUAAAGGUGAAGUUUCACGUUGAAGACGGUGAUAAGAAGGUUGAGUGAGUCGUCGGUGAACAGGUUAACGAAUUUUGUAGGACACCCGAUCGCUAGUCUCGUUAAGUUCCAACGACGGUUUGUUUCACGAUUGCAGGAUCUUUGUAGAGGUUUCUGCGAAUUAGAUAUUUCCUCGUCUGCGUCCAAUUUAUCCUUCGGCUAGAUUCCCGUCCUUCCGUUCGCGUGCCCGAGAAUUCUGUCAGAACGCCCGCGAAACCGCAAAUCCGAUAGAAUUGAGAUGUACAACGCGAUAAAUCGUACAGGAUCGUUUUCGCGCGUUACCCUCGCGAAAGAUCACGCGAGCAAGUCGAUAGAGGAAGUAAUAUCGAUAUUAAUCCGCUCUAUUUUCCGAAACACAAGCUUCGACUUCUAGAAACGCGACGAUUUGCCCGUGAUCGAUCGAGGAAAACGAUCCUACCGAGCUUCGUCACGGAAGUUCAAACAUAUCUGAGUUAAUUGUGUCCAUAUCGGUGAACAUACUCAAGAGAUCACACUAUAAGAAAAUUCAUCUUACAAAACUCUGUGUGUUGUUGAAUUAUUUAGUCACCCUUGUCGAUGGAGAACCUUCGAGCCAAUGGAGAAAGCAUUUCUCCCUGGAAAGACUUAGAGAAACGCGACAUUCAAAGACA